CGAGAAGCACGAGCGAAGCGGAGGCGGACAGAGAGGAGCGGUCCAAGGCCAAAGGAAUCAACUAACUGCGGCUAUUCCCGCCGAUCCCGUUCCACCCACGCGCCUCUCCAGCUCGUGCCCCUCCCUCGCUUCAGCGUCCAAUUUCGCAGCAGAAACAAGAAAAGUCCCCAACUAACACUCCAAACAAAGCAAACAGCGACGAAAGAGUGGAAGAAAGAAGCUUUUUCCUUUUUUCUUUCUUUCUUCUAAGGACUAAUUCUUUGGUUAAUCUUCAGAGGAAAACCCCAGAUUCUUUCUCCCUUCCCUUUCCUUGAAGCCCUAGUCUUUGUUCUCUUUCCUACCCAGAGGGAGAAUCUUGAUUGCGACGAGGUCAAGAAGGGAGUCUGGGGUUUUCUGAGGAAUUGGGCAAUGCAUAAAUUCUUGAAUAUGGAGUUCUGCUUUGAAUGCUAAAUGGAGGGCGAAACCUGCAAUUUUGUCUGCCUUUGACGUCUCUGAUCGGGAAAAUAGGUUUCUGUUAUAGGUGUUCCGAGUCUUUUGGCUAGAAAAAACAUGUCUCAACUUGUACUCCAAUUCCAUAUUCAUGCCGGGAACUGCUGAUAUUUUGCGGCAGAAAAGAUCUUCCUCACAGUAAGAAGUAGAGACUUGAGAUUGGGCUCCAUCAAGGGGUAAAAUGUCUGAGCAACCACCUAAGCUAAGCAAGAGAACAAAUAAGGGACAUGAACACAAGAAAUCAUCUUCUAGUCCCAAGGACAGUCUUUCAAAAAAGCAGCAGAGGAAAGGAGAAAAUCCUGUCCGAAUACCACUAGCUACUGAGCAGUGUUCAGAUUUCAAAUGUUCAAGCUCAUGGAUCUGCAAGAAUUCUGCUUGUCGAGCCACUAUUCCAAUAGAUGACACAUUCUGCAAGAGGUGCUCUUGCUGUAUAUGUCACCUAUUUGAUGACAAUAAGGAUCCUAGUCUUUGGUUAGAGUGUGCUUCAGAGACUGGUCAUGGAGAAUCUUGUGGUUUAACUUGCCACAUCGAGUGUGCCAUCCAACGAGGGAAGGUAGGCGUUGUUAAUCUUGGACAACUAAUGCAGCUAGAUGGGAGCUAUUGUUGUGCUUCUUGCGGUAAAGUUUCUGGAAUUCUGGGGUAUUGGAAGAAGCAACUUAGCAUAGCAAAAGAUGCUCGUCGCGUCGAUAUUCUUUGUUAUAGAAUACACUUGUGUUACAGGCUCUUCGACGGGACUUGUAGGUUUGGAGAGCUACACGAAAUAAUUAAAGAUGCCAAGGCGAAAUUGGAAACCGAAGUGGGCCCACUGAAUGGAGUUUCAGCUAAGAUGGCUCGCGGGAUUGUUAGCAGACUCCCUGUUGCAGUUGAUGUGCAAUUGCUCUGCUCUCUAGCUAUUGAGAAAGCAGAUGAAUUCCUAGCUGCAAAGUCCUGUGCUGCCCCUAAUCUUGGAGAGUGCUCACUGCCAGCAGCAUGCAAAUUCCUUUUUGAGGAAGUGACAUCAUCUUCAGUCGUGAUAGUGCUCAUAGAGCUAUCCGCAGAAGAUGUGAAAGGCUACAAGCUCUGGUACUGUAGGAACCGAGAAGACGCUUAUACAAAAGAGCCUGUUUGUGUCUUCCCAAGAAGCCAGAGACGAAUUUUGAUCUCCAAUUUGCUUCCCUGCACAGAAUACUGCUUCAGGAUAGUGUCCUAUGCAGAGGCUGGUGAUUUGGGACACUCUGAGGCUAAGUGUUUCACAAAGAGUGUUGAGAUAUUUAGCAGAACUUCAAGCGAAGUCGCCCGUAAUCAGAUUGUGAAACAUAAUUCAGAUACUGGAGGAAGCAGCUCUUCUGCUGCUGCUGCUGGGACAGUGGUGGAGUCAGAUUCUGGGUUUAAGGUCCGUGACCUUGGGAGAAUUUUAAGGCUAGCUUGGGCUCAACAGAAAGGGUGCUGUUCAUCAUCAGAAAUAGAAAUGUUAUGUGGCAUUGCUGACACUAAUAACAAUAAGGCAGCAAAUGGUGGCAUACAAAAAGACCAAAAACCCCCUGCUUCACGCCAGCUUGACUUGAAUGUUGCUUCGGUUCCCGAUUUGAACGAAGAGUUGACCCCUCCCGUUGACUCUUCUAGGGACGAAGUUGAGGAAGAAGACAAUGGGAGUGAUGAAGAUGACUCCCUAAAUUGGAACAAGAAGAAGAAGAAGAAGAAGAGAGGUCAUGGAAACAAUGGCGGAGAAACACAUGACUCUGAUAGCACACUUAUAAAUGAUGGGUCCCCAACCAAAUCGCGCAAUGGAUGCUUUGAUGAGAACUUUGAAUACUGCGUGAAGAUCAUUCGCUGGUUGGAAUGUGAGGGCUACAUUGAAAAGGACUUCAGGUUAAAGUUGCUAACUUGGUUUAGUUUGAGAUCAACUGAACAGGAAAGACGGGUUGUCAACACCUUCAUUCAAACACUAAUGGAUGAUCCCAUUAGCUUAGCUGGCCAGCUGGUCGAUUCUUUCUCAGACAUGGUUUCCAACAAGAGGGCCCGAAACAGCUUUUGCACUAGGCUCUGGCAUUAGAGGACUUCCUUUAACAUUGUUUCUGACAAGCCGUCCAUUGUUACGUAUAUGCAGAAAAUCUUUCCCAUUCACUUCUCUCUCACUGUCAGUACAGAAGGCAAGUUGGUAGUGGGAUGGAUGCACGCAGACAUCAUUGUGUCUAGAUUCAAGAAAAAAAGAGGCUUACAUUUGUUUGUUGUGGAAACCAGAUUUCUGUCUUGUUUUCUGAAUGUUGUUAAUUGAUUCAGAAAGUAGUAGCUAGGUUUAUUUAAAACAAGCUCAUUUGGAUGAUACAACAUUGUUUUCAUUUGCUGCUGGCUCUAUCUCUUGUGUUCAUAAUUUUCACAUGCCCAAUCUUGCAUUUUCAGUUCCCAGGCAGUCUGUUUGGG
This is a messenger RNA of Cuscuta campestris, 2889 nucleotides long. The record is from the annotation of a GenBank genome assembly. Lineage: Eukaryota; Viridiplantae; Streptophyta; Magnoliopsida; Solanales; Convolvulaceae.